AUGGAUAGCAAACCAACGGUACUUGUGAGUAUCGCGGCAGGAGCGGCAGCGGGUGCGACCGAGACGUUCGUUACUUACCCAACAGAAUAUAUCAAGACGUACAGACAGCUGCCUCCCCCAACUUCGAGCGCUGGGUCAUUGGAAACUUACCGCCCAAAGACCAACAUCCAAGUGCUCCGGGAUACUCUCAGGGCUUCUGGACCUCGUGGGCUAUACUCAGGCUGCUCUGCGCUUGCCGUUAGUAACGCAGCAAAAGGUGGUAUUCGCUUUAUAUCCUUUACACAGAGCCAGGCGUGGCUGCGGAAGACGACUUUCGGCAAAACAAAUCCUGGAUGGAGCAAUGCUCUUGCAGGACUGGCGGCUGGGGCUACAGAGUCCAUCCUUGUCGUUACACCUGGAGAGGCAUUAAAGACCAAGAUCAUACAUGAUCAAUCUGCAGUCGGGGUAAGCAGACUGGGUCUUGAGAGGCUGAACUUGGCACAAGCAGCCAUGCGUGUCGCCAAAAUGGACGGUGUUCGAGCACUCUGGAGCGGUUUGGGACCCGUGCUUUGCAAACAAGGAACGAAUAGUGCUGUGCGGUUCGCCACAUUUGGUUGGGUUUUGGAUAACAUUCGACAAACCUGGAAGAUGGAUGGUGUAGGUGCCACCGUGAUGGCAGGCGCUGUCAGUGGCGUGGUUACCACCUAUGCUUCCAUGCCUUUUGAUAAUAUCAAAACACGUAUGCAAAGUCUGGAUUCGACAAAGUCUGUGGGCAUGUUCAGACUUGCCUUCUCAAUGCUGAGGAUGGAAGGUCCAUUGGUGUUCUGGAGAGCAACAACACCACGACUCAUGCGAUUGACUAUGUCAAGCGCAAUAACCUUCACAGUCUUCAACCAGAUUGUUGAACUUGCCGCAGGACUGAAGGAGCAGCCAUGGGCUUCAGGAGCAAAAACGGAGAUUUGA
This is a messenger RNA of Exophiala bonariae, 942 nucleotides long. RefSeq lists its product as uncharacterized. The record is from RefSeq and is a predicted model, not a curated record. Bases 1 to 942 code for a protein of 313 amino acids. NCBI's taxonomy places the organism in Eukaryota, Fungi, Ascomycota, Eurotiomycetes, Chaetothyriales, Herpotrichiellaceae. Gene Ontology annotation, biological process: mitochondrial citrate transmembrane transport. The transcript is spliced from 4 exons. Gene Ontology annotation, molecular function: citrate secondary active transmembrane transporter activity. Gene Ontology annotation, cellular component: mitochondrion.